This is a messenger RNA of Sitophilus oryzae (rice weevil), 1482 nucleotides long. Its product is annotated as 5-methylcytosine rRNA methyltransferase NSUN4-like. Gene Ontology annotation, molecular function: methyltransferase activity. Bases 1 to 1449 code for a protein of 482 amino acids. Gene Ontology annotation, biological process: rRNA methylation. Lineage: Eukaryota; Metazoa; Arthropoda; Insecta; Coleoptera; Curculionidae. The record is from RefSeq and is a predicted model, not a curated record. The transcript has 3 exons. Gene Ontology annotation, cellular component: mitochondrial large ribosomal subunit.
AUGUCCGGAGGGCUCCAGGACGAACAAGCCAGAUUAGCUAUAGCUCAUCCCCGUAUCCCAUUUCAAAGGGAUAGUUCGGUUGUGCGUAAAAAAGUUCACCCCAUUGAUAAAGCUUUAGACCACUUCGACGAUUUUUAUAAGCAAGUUUUUAAAAAACAAUGGCCUUCGAUAAGGGAGGGUUUGCUAGCAAAGCCAAAAUAUGUUGCUGUUAUUAAUAAUUUCGGAGAUUGCGAGGAAACCAUGUCCAAACUUGAACUUAGUGGAGCUCUAAAUAUGAGGACGUUAUUUAAUCUUGAAAAGGACUAUAUGAAGGAAGAAUUACGGGAAAAUUCAAACAAGCAAUUAUUAAAACAAAUAAUGAAUCUUGAUAAGCAACUGGAAAAACAGGCAAGGCAAUCGAAAAAGACAGAGGAGAAACCAAGUGAAAAAAUUGAAAAUACGAAAAAUUAUUCAUUAGAAGCUUCAUUAGAGCAUGCAGAGUUAGAUCACUUAAGAAUAGUAGAUUCAAAAAACGCCUUAUCUACAGAGAUUCUUAAUGAAUUCGUGCCAGCCACUAAAAUAAAAGGUAAAGAAGACUUUAUUCCUGAAUCGACUUAUUACCAAAUGUUCGAUAGCACUGCUUCUUCACAAGUUAAGAUAGAAAAAGACUAUAAUCUAAAUUUUCCAGACAACCUUAAUGUAUAUUGCUAUGAAAUGGAUAACUAUAACGAUUUUGAACCAGUGAAAAAAAGUUCAACCGGUGUGUCAAAUUAUUAUCUAAUGGAUGGUGGUUCAAUACUACCGGUUUUAGCUUUGGAUCUUAAACCCGGUUCUAAAGUAUUAGAUAUGUGUGCCGCACCGGGUGGUAAAAGCCUACUAGCUAUACAAACAUUGUAUCCUGAAUUAGUGGUAUCAAAUGAUCUAUCAAACUCCAGAGUUAACAGGAUUCAGAGUGUUUUUAACCAGUUUUUAUACGACUUUAAUGAAAAAUGGCUAGACACAGAAAAAAUAAGACUCCAAAAUUCUGAUGCUCGCUUUAUAGAAGACCUGUAUUAUGAUAGGAUUCUUGUGGAUGUUCCUUGUACAACAGAUAGACAUUCUUUGAAAGAAAACGACAAUAAUAUAUUCAAACCUUCCAGAAUAAAAGAAAGGUUGAAACUGCCCGAAUUGCAAGCGGAAUUAUUGUUUAAUGCUCUAAGAAUUGUUAAACCUGGAGGAGUAGUUGUAUAUUCCACUUGUUCUCUAAGCCCUAUACAGAAUGAUGGUGUUGUAUCUAUGGCACUGAGAAGAAUUUGGGAGGAAACAAAGUUUAAUAUUGUAGUGAAGGACUUAUCUAUAGCCUUACUGCAAGGAAGGAAUGUUUAUAAUAUUGCUAAAAGAGAUACAGUUAAAUUAGGACAUCUGGUUUUACCUUCUAUGAAACAAAAUUAUGGACCUACAUAUUUUUGUAAAUUAAAAAAAAUUGAAUAAUUUUUUAAUAUUGUAGUUUUAUUGAGUUCAUAU